Lycium barbarum (goji berry) is the source of this 591-nucleotide messenger RNA. RefSeq lists its product as uncharacterized. The record is from RefSeq and is a predicted model, not a curated record. Bases 1 to 591 code for a protein of 196 amino acids. The transcript is spliced from 2 exons. NCBI's taxonomy places the organism in Eukaryota, Viridiplantae, Streptophyta, Magnoliopsida, Solanales, Solanaceae.
AUGAGAGUGGGUAGGAAAUAUUGGUUGCUGAAGCUCGAUGAUGCUCUGUGGGCAUACAGAAUAGCCUACAAAACUCCGAUUGGCACAUCUUCCUACAAACUCGUCUUUGGUAAGGCAUGUCAUCUACUGGUUAAGUUCGAGCAUACAGCAUAUGGGGCGAUAAAGAAGCUGAAUUUAGACAUGGUUCAAACUAGAGAAAAGAGACUAUUGCAGCUGCACGAGUUGAAGGAAUUUCGCUAUCAUGUCUAUGAGAACGCGAAAAUGUACAAGGAGCGAACUAAGAGAAUUCACGACAAGUGCAUCCAACCUCGUGACUUUAAGCCUAGGCAGUUAGUAUUGUUGUAUAACGCUAGGCUGAAGAUUUUAGGAGGGAAGUUAAAAAGCAAAAUGGCUAACACCAAGGGUAAAGGAAAGUCGGCUGCGACCUCCACCUCUCAGGGCACGAAGAGGGCUAGAGCUAAACCCUCAACAACAAAGAAAUUCAUGAAAUCCACUUCGGGGGGCAAGCAACCCAGUGCACCUAUUCCUCGUCCUCCACCUGGGAGACCUCAGCCGGAUCUACUUGGGCAUGCUGAGGAUUGGUAUUCUUAA